Insectozyma verbasci is the source of this 2958-nucleotide messenger RNA. Lineage: Eukaryota; Fungi; Ascomycota; Pichiomycetes; Serinales; Debaryomycetaceae. The record is from the annotation of a GenBank genome assembly.
AUGAAUGGAAAUGCACAAUCAUCGUCAAAUAAAGAUAAUGAACUACUACCCAACAUUCCGCAUAUAACAGCAAAUAUAAUUCCAUUAUCAAAUAUCAUAAAAUUUUAUACUCAAGAUGCAUAUAAACAAUUAGUAAAUAUGAUUGAAAAUUUAUCAUUAAAUUUAGAAACUGAAUCAGAUUUAAAAAGAAAGAAGUAUUUCUUGGAGUUGAUAGUCGAUUUACGUUCAAAUUCCAUUAAGUUGUAUACUCUAUGUAAAUGGUCACAGGUUUCCCUUGAUGUUUCGAAGUUCAUCGAUUUAUUGAAUUAUUUUAGGUUACAAGAGUUUACAUUUGACCAAAUUCUAUUUCAACUACAACAAUUGAAUAAUUACGGAGGUGCAAAACUACCAAACGGUGAUAUCAUAACAUCUAUUGAAGUAUUAUAUAACAAAAAACCAACAUUUCCAUCAUAUAAUUAUUUGAAAUCAAAUCCAAUAAGCACAAGGAAAACAAUUGAAGUCUUAAAAGAUUUAAAUUUAAUAUUAGUCACCCGAUUUGCUUUAAUGAGUGAGGAACAAUUACCUUCCAGAUUUGAAUAUGUUAUUAAAGAUGGUAGGGCAUAUAUCACUGUCAAAAAUGAAUUUGAAGUUAGUAUUACUAUUGGGAAUGAAGUCAUACCUGAAGAGGAAUCAGAUUAUACAAAGUCACCAUUUUAUUUUAUAGAUUUCAGAUUUUUAUUUGGUAUUAACCCAGAUACGAAUUUAAUAACAUAUAAAGAUGAUAAAAUAUUCACAAAGUUGCCCGAAAAGUCAUUGAGUAAAUUAGAAAAGAUAUCAAACCAAACUUUGUUAAAUCUGGGCUUACCUGGUUUAUACGAACUAUUACAUAAAUAUACCAUAUCAUUUAAACUUUAUCUUAUUUCAAAACAAUUUAAAGAUUUGCUAAUAAAUUCAAGAUGGAGAAAUAAUCUACAAAUAAAUUAUCAAAUGGGUAAAUCAUUAAUCAUUCUAAAUUAUUGGUCCCUGUUUUAUCUUGGUAAAAAUUGGAAGACUUUCAUUGAAUUGGGGAUAGAUUCAAAAUAUCAAUUAAAUUAUCGAUGGUUCUUAAAUGGAAAAUAUGAGAGAAAUUUAGAAUUAGAUGAAAUUUUUAAUCCUAUAAAUGAUACAGAUACAAAGACUUUAAAUGUUGAAUCUAUUUUGCUUGUGGUUGUGAAUAAACAUGCUGAGUUAUUAAUGAGUUCAAUUUAUGAUCAAUUAACUAUACAUUUUAAAGAUGUUGAAUUAAUCAAUCCUCACCAACUUUUAUUAAAACUAACUAUAUAUAAAUCUACCAUAUUUGCAGUGAAUCCAUUAAGUGGGCAUUUCUAUUUUAUUGAUCCAACACCAACCCAAAAUUUGAUCACUAAAAAAAUAAAUUCACCAACAAAGGGUGAUAUGAUUCAAGAAAUUGUUGAUAAUUUAAUACAAUUGAAAUUGGAAACUUUAGUUAGAGAAAUUAAUUAUAGAUUGUUCACGACUGAAUGGUUGAGCAAUCAAUUAAUAAAAUUAAACGAGCUGGAAAUUUCCAAAUCAUUCAAUUUGAAUAUAAAAAAAUAUACCAUUAACUUUUAUAGAAGAAAAAAUUAUCCAAGUUCGUGGUUUUUAAUCACGAUUGUAAAUCCGAUAGAUUCAUAUACUUAUUGGUAUGUGGCUAGAGUAAAAUCUAUUCUUGGAGAAUGGAAAAUUCAAUGGGUUCAACAAUUACAAUUUGAAGAGAAUUAUAUACCUUUACCAAAGUUGGAUUUUCAAUUUUUUAGCAAUUUACCCACAAUAUGUUCAAAUAUGAUUAUUGAUCAUAUGAUAGUUGAAGAAUUAGAAUUUAAGAAAUUGAAAUUUUUAAAAAUAGAUAAAGAUCAUCAGUUGGUUAAAAGUUUUGAAUCGGACGAUUUUGAUGCUGAUUUAAUUUAUGAAUCUUUAUAUAUCAUUUACAAUUUAGAUUUAUUACCAAUUCAAAAUUCAUCAACUUCAUUAUUUUUAAAAAUUCGAUUAUUAAAAAAUAAUCAAAUGGAAGUUAAAUUAUUUGGGACUUUCAACAAUUCAAAUAUCAAAAAUAUCAAAGACAAUUUUUUAAGUAUAUUUCAAAAAUCUUUUGUAAUUAAAGAUUCUAUCAAUUUAUUAAAUUCAGCAGUCUAUGAAUCUAAUAAAAACUUAUUGGAUAGUAUAUUCAAUAGACUUAAUCAUCUAAAAAAAUUAUCAAUAAUAACCCAACAACUCCAUAAUUUUAAAAUUUCAAUUACUGAAUAUUCAAUGGUUGAUAUAAGUAUUCUCAUAUCAGACAUCAAUUUGAAAAUAAAAUUAUUUAAUACCAGUAUUCAACUAACUUCAGAAAAUUCCAAUUUUAAUAUCCAAUUAAUCAUAAAGUAUUUAAAUUCAUAUUUAUUAGAAAAUGAAAAUGAUUCCAUUAUUGGAGUCUGCAAAUAUUUGAGCUUAAUCCAGCCUGUGUUAACAUCAAUUAAAACUUCCCAAGAACUAAUUAACCAAAAUAAAAUAAACUUAUCUAAUGGGUUGAGUAGAUUAAAUUUUGAUGUUAAUUUUAUCACAAUCAAUUAUUUGCAAUUUGUAUACAAUAUAUAUUCAAAUGUGCCAAAUACAAAGAAGAUUCAAAAGGAUAAGAUUACAGUAUCUUUAGCUUUUAAAACAAAUAUAUUUAAUGAUUUUAGAUCAGAAAAUUUUCAUUACCUUAAGUUAUCAUUCAAGGAUACUUUAAAUACUGACAGUACCACAUCAACAAAAUUUAAAAAAUUAUUUGAAUUGAUAUUUAAAAGUCUUACUGAAAUAGAUAGAAAUGGAGAUGCAAUUCGAAAUGAAAAUGAAAGAGUAAUUAAAUUAAAUUUCGAUUAUUUGAUUAAUUUAAAUUUGAUAAAUGAAGUAAUGAACAAAAUUACAAAAGUGUUUAUAAGUUUUUUGAACAUGAACAAUUAUAUAACUACACCAGUUUAA